Lotus japonicus is the source of this 354-nucleotide messenger RNA. RefSeq lists its product as uncharacterized. The transcript has a single exon. The record is from RefSeq and is a predicted model, not a curated record. Lineage: Eukaryota; Viridiplantae; Streptophyta; Magnoliopsida; Fabales; Fabaceae. Bases 1 to 354 code for a protein of 117 amino acids. Gene Ontology annotation, molecular function: RNA-DNA hybrid ribonuclease activity; nucleic acid binding.
AUGUUGUUGUGUCAUGCGUGGACGCCUCCACCACGUGAUACUGUCAAGUGUAACUCAUAUGGCAGCUAUCAGGAGGCAGAGAGGCGAAUCGGUGGGUGUGGCGUUAUUCGCGACCACCUUGGCCUCUGGGUGACUGGCUGCUAUUCAGGUGAACCGGAGGGCAAUGCGUUCAAGGCGGAAGCUACGACGUUGAAGGAGGUGCUUGAGCUCGCGUGGAAUAGAGGCUUGAGGAGUGUAAUUUGUGAUGUGGAUUGUGCUGAUUUAGUGGCUACCUUGGCUGAUGCUGUAGCUGUGCAGCUGCACUCAAAAUUUCUGAUUCUGAAUUCUAUUUCUCAGCUGCUGGCAAAGAAUUGA